AUGCCUGCAAAGACGAAGUCCCUCAAUACCCAGCUCCGCAAGAAGGGCCUGGAAAUGGUCCAGGAAUCAGUCGACCCGGAGUUCGGCCCAGUUUACACAAUAAGUUCCACAAAGCCUGGGAUCACCAACAGCGAUCUUGCCUAUCGACUAUAUUACUGGGGAGAGACUGCGAAAUGGAGCGCUAGCAGGAGGAAAGCUAUUGAGAAAGCUACUAACCGUAUCAAUCGUAUCAAAGCGCAAGAGGCAGCGUCGAAGACGGAUUCAUCUGAGAGUGCCAGUGAAUGA
Molecule: messenger RNA, 285 nt
Organism: Exophiala xenobiotica
Lineage: Eukaryota; Fungi; Ascomycota; Eurotiomycetes; Chaetothyriales; Herpotrichiellaceae
Exons: 1
Coding region: 1-285 (94 amino acids)
Source: RefSeq, a predicted model, not a curated record